Melanaphis sacchari is the source of this 629-nucleotide messenger RNA. RefSeq lists its product as uncharacterized. NCBI's taxonomy places the organism in Eukaryota, Metazoa, Arthropoda, Insecta, Hemiptera, Aphididae. The transcript has 19 exons. Bases 27 to 629 code for a protein of 200 amino acids. The record is from RefSeq and is a predicted model, not a curated record.
UACCAAUAAUUAAUUACAAUGCCGCAAUGUAUUAUAGUACUAGAAAAGAUGAAGAUUACUUAUUUCAAUCACAUUUAAAUCGUGUAUUAGGCAAAACAAUAAUAACAAAUCUACAAAAGGAGCAUGGAAAAUCAAUACUAACAGAAAAAGAUAUUAAAAGUUAUGUAACUGAGUAUUACAAUGAAAUUAUAAAUUUUAAACCUGAAAUUACUCCAAUGAGUCUAAAAGAUUUUUGUGGAGAUCGUUUUGCUAAAUUGAACGCAUACACAAGAUGGGUUUAUAAUAAGAUUGGCGUGACUAUUGAAAAUUGUGUAGAGAAUCUUAAUCUCAGAUUUAUUGAAUAUGGAUAUAGUAAUGUCGUAAAUGCAUAUAGAAUGUAUAUUAAAACAGCAGAGCUUAAGAUGAAAAAAGAUAUCAAAGUGUGCGAAUCUCCGUUAAUUAUGAGGGGUCUCAAUAUAAUGAACCCUUUUGGAGAUAAUAUCAAGAAAUUCAACUCUCCAUUAGUUGAAGAAGAUAUCAAGGAAUUGGCUCCUAUCAUAAAUCCAAAAAUGGAAUACUAUAAUAGCAAUCAAAUGAAAUACUAUGAUUAUCUAUUGAAAUAUAUUGAAGAUAAUUUAAAUAGUACGUAG